Molecule: messenger RNA, 426 nt
Organism: Gongylonema pulchrum
Lineage: Eukaryota; Metazoa; Nematoda; Chromadorea; Rhabditida; Gongylonematidae
Source: the annotation of a GenBank genome assembly
AUGCUUCGAAGUCAAUUGAAGGAGCAGCAGGAGCGUCAGCAGACGCAGCUCACGUCAACUGCUGUGCUUGAAACCGCCACUGUUUCAAGCGCGCAGGAGACUUGCAUUGUUGGGUCGAUGGCAACAGUACCAUCGUUACCAGCUUCGUCUGUAACCACUCUUGCACCGAAUGUUGUUGGACCACCGUAUAGGCUACCGGCAGUGUUUCCCGCGCACCUAUUCAGCAGUGCCACUCCGAUCCUGUGUCCUUCAUCCGAAAGCACCAGCGGUGUGACGCCUCCCGGAGCAAGUCCGCUUUUGGCAUCUGCAGGUGCAACACAACCAUCAACAAUAGCAUCAGCGACGCAAUUACCCAUGCUACAGAUCUGCACGCUACAAGGCGCCAUACAGCAGGUAUGGCAUUUUUCAGCUCCACUGAUUCCAUAA